This is a messenger RNA of Pararge aegeria (speckled wood butterfly), 1566 nucleotides long. Its product is annotated as RNA-binding protein 4.1-like. Lineage: Eukaryota; Metazoa; Arthropoda; Insecta; Lepidoptera; Nymphalidae. The record is from RefSeq and is a predicted model, not a curated record. The transcript has 4 exons. Gene Ontology annotation, cellular component: cytosol. The coding region runs from base 182 to 1045 and encodes 287 amino acids. Gene Ontology annotation, molecular function: mRNA binding.
UGACGCCAUGGCGUUAUUUUCCCUUCAAAAUUUCCCCUCUUUCCCCGCCGUUUAUUAGCGGUAUUUUUUAGCGGGCCGCAGCCAUUUUGUAAGAAAUUUAAAUAAAGUUAGGGUUAUAAUUAAUUAAAAAGUGAAGUCGCUGUUAAUACAUAGCGAUAGCAAUACAAAUAGCACAUUUACAAUGGUCGGGCAAACGAAAGUUUUUGUGGGAAGUUUGCCGCAGGGUUCGAAGCCGGAGGAGUUGAGGAAGUUGUUCGAACGCUUUGGAGUUGUCACAGAAUGCGAUAUCAUGAACAGAUGUGGCUUUGUACACAUGCAGACAGAGGAACAAGCCUCUGCGGCUAUACGGGAUCUCCAUAAUUCUACGUUCAAUGGCGCCUUGAUAACUGUAGAGCGAGGAAGGAUUAAAGAGCGAGGAGGUCCUAGAGGUGGUGGUCGCGGUGGUAUGCGAGGAGGAAUGAGAGGGUUGGACCGGCGGGGAGGAAUGCGCGCUGGUCCCCCCAGAGACGCUCCGUAUCCUCCCGUACGCGACCGCGGUAUGGGAGGACCAAUGCGAGGUCCUCCCAUGGGCGGUAUGUCCAUGAGGAACGGUGGAUCUUACGAUCGCAGUAUGGACCGUUCGCCGAUGGGCGGAGGAAGUUACGAUGAUCGGUACAAUGGUUACGGUGGGGAGGACCGACGAGGUUUCGCGCUCAUGGACAGUCGAGGCGCUCGCGACCCGUACGCAGUCCCCCCACCAAUGUACCCAGAUGAUAGAAGAUCUUAUGCUGCUCCGGUCGACGACAUGGCAGCUAUGUACCCAGACGAGCGUCGCGCACCUAUGUACCCUGAUGAAAGAGAUAUGAUGGAUAGAAGGCCAAUGAGCUCUGCCUAUGACAGAGCACCACCAAGGGUUGCACCAGUGGGAAAUGGCGACAUAUAUAGCAGACGAGCCGAACCAUCCAUGCGGGCCUCAAACGGAGCAACAUCUGGCUAUGACCGGGACCCUUAUGCACAACAGUACCCUCCAAUGGGACGCGGCGGCGGCACGGCGAGGCGCUACUAGCGGCCACGCUUCAACAGAGCGCUCGCCACCGACGGGCGCCGAUACGGUCCGAUCCGAUGCGUUGCGACGCGGACGCGUGUUGCGCGUACCUAGUAUUGCUACAAACGAAAACGGUCACGAUCGCAGCUCUGCGCUCGUCUAGUUUAAAUUAACUUAUAGUAACUUAUGAACAAAUUGUAGUUAGUUAACAUGGAUGUUGAAAUUUUUUAUCGCCAAAUUACAUUCUGAUCCGUUGCCGUUAAUUUUUUUAACAUAUCCUCCAUAUGCAAUAAAUUACUAUUUAUAAUUGGAUCUAAAUUAAACAUGACUACAAUUUAAUUGUUAAGAUUUAACUGUGUAAGGUAAUUUAGAUGUACAUUUUUUUUUUUUUUUUUAAUGAAAUUAAAUUCCUUUUUUGGAACGUACUUCUUUUUGUUUCACCUUGUCUCCUGUUUAUUUAAUGUGCAUGACACCUUGCUCCCUUUACUUGCGCGGCUUCUGAGCAGAGUAACGGGUGCAUCCGCCACGUGGGCUUAUAAAUC